Molecule: messenger RNA, 2826 nt
Organism: Labeo rohita (rohu)
Lineage: Eukaryota; Metazoa; Chordata; Actinopteri; Cypriniformes; Cyprinidae
Gene: cdhr5b
Product: cadherin-related family member 5b
Exons: 15
Coding region: 132-2291 (719 amino acids)
Biological process (GO): cell morphogenesis; cell-cell junction assembly; calcium-dependent cell-cell adhesion
Cellular component (GO): catenin complex; plasma membrane; adherens junction
Molecular function (GO): calcium ion binding; cadherin binding
Source: RefSeq, a predicted model, not a curated record
AAAGGUUAAGCUUGAAGUCUGUUUCGCACAUCAGCUAUCGCUCACAACGGCUUGAUGGGAAUUUGAUUCAGUCCUAACAAAGGGGAUUCAUCUUCGAUAUUCCUUUAUUGAUCCAUCAUCUAAAAAGAAAAAUGGAUUUAAGGCCUAAAGGAUCUGCCGCCGUUUUCAUUUUGCUGGGUAUUUUUGCACUCAGCAGGUACAGUGAAGCUCAAAAUCUUUGCUCGACUCCGGGUAAUAUACCGGUAAUUUUUAUUUCGGAAAACAACGCUCCUGGUGCCGUAGUUACAACACUCACCGCUCAGGAUGGGGUAAAUGCUGCCAUCACUAGUCAAAAUCCAGUGGGUCUCUUUAGCCUCAAUGGAUACGAUCUUAUUGCUGAUACUAUGCUGGAUUAUGAGACAUUUGACCCGAGCACUCCUUAUGACGUGAAUAUUGAGUGUACAAAAACUGGCUUUACCUCUACCAAACUGAAUGUGAAAAUAGCCGUUGAGGAUGUAAAUGAUAAUCCACCAGCAUUCAGUCAGAGUCAAUUCACACUAAACGUUGAUGAGCUGUCAAAAGUGGGUACCAGUGUUGGCCUAAUCACAGCAACCGAUCCUGAUAAAAGUGAUAGACUUUACUACCGAAUGGAUCCUGAGGGAGAAUUUGGCCUGGAGUCCAAUUUCAAUCCCAACAUUCUGGUGAGAGAACAUCUGGAUUAUGACAAAAUUAAACAAGUCACAGUGACGCUAUAUGCGCAGGACACACCGCUUGCAUCUAUAGCUGAAGCCUCCUACACUGCUACAACCACAGUUGUAGUCAAUAUCAUAGACAUUGACAAUCGUCCGCCGUGGUUCCAGCCCUGUACAGAACAUGACUUUGGCACAAGCAAAGUAUGCGUGAACUCUGGUUAUGAAGGGACUGUCAACUUGAAUGAGGCAUCGACAGAUCCUUUGGUCUUGAAGCCAGGUCCACUCUACGCCAUUGAUGGUGACAAAGGCAGGAAUGAGCCCAUUCGUUAUGAAUUUCUUACAGGAAAUCAGGAUGGUAUAUUUGUCCUCAAUACUGUCACCGGGAGCAUCACAGUGCCAAACCCAGUAACUCUAGCAGGACCGUUUGUCCUUACAGUCAUGGCAUAUCAGAUGAAUAACCCUGAUCAGUUUGCCACCACUACAGUCAUCCUGAAGGUGGUGGAAUCUAGCAAUUUCCCUCCGACUUUUGAGAAGCCCAGUUAUAAAGGCUUUAUCUCAGAGGAUGCGGGUGUGGACAGCAUGGUGCUGGAGAGCAAAACGUCCACCAAACCCCUCAGAGUAAAGGCUACAGACAAAGACUUUUCUGAUGGGUAUAAUCCUAACCUUAGAUUUGAGGUUGUAGACGGCUCCGACUUCUCAAUUACUUCAGAGGGUUUCAUACUAAUGGCGAAGGAGGUUUCUCCAGGCACUCUAAAUUUAGAAAUGAGGGUGGUUGACACAACCAACGAUGAAUCAAGCACCGCAACUCUAGCAAUUGAGGUCACACCAGGGGUUCCCACUACCACUCCUGCCACAACUACCAUGACUUCUUCCAUUAAAACAACAGAAACACCAGUUAGCACCACUAAAACAAAGCCAACAGGCACCACUGAAACCGCCACGGCCACCACCACCACCAUGUUGCCCCCAGAUUCUGUCACAACUACAGGGGGACAGCAGGUGAACGCAGGUUCAGGUGAGUUCAGUUCAGCCCAUAUGGCGGCUUUAGGGGGCUCUUUGGCCGUGGUUAUCGUUAUCUGCUUGGUUUGCAUUGCACUAUUGAUGCACCGCAUCAAGGACCAUAACACCGACUGGAAGAAGAUUUCGGAGGCUGGAGUCUUCCGUAGCAAACUUGAUGGAGGCUCUAAAGAGGGUGUGCAGUACAGCAAUGAGGGUUUCCAGCACGAUGGUGAUUCUGGAAGUGUGAACAGCUUAGCUGCAGACCUGGAGAACAAACUGGAGUCUGGGCUGAAGCCGCAGGAGAAGGCGAUUACCAGCGUCACUCUCCAAACCACCAGCAGCACUCCACCCGACUCCAGCAGCCUGGCUGGUUCAGAAACCACCGACGGCGAAAAGGAAGUCAAACCCAUCCUGACCAAAGAACGGCGCAAUGAGGAGGGAUACAAAGCGGUUUGGUUUAAAGAAGAUAUCGAUCCCAACACCAAAGAGGAUGUGGUCAUCAUUCCCAACGCUGGCGAAGCGGAUGAAGACCACGAGGAAGAUGAUGACACUGAGGAUGAGGACAACCUAAGAACUGAUAUGGAUUCGGAUGACGAGGAAGGGAAAACGUCAGAUUUGUAGACCUCAGAUUGGUUCUCCAAUGCAGCAACUGCAAAACACAAGGACUUGAGUUUAACUCAAAUGUUUGACACUUUAGUACAGUAGGAAUUUUAAAAGAUUCAUUAUAAGUUAGUUAAUUUCUCUGUUCUUAAGUCUACAUAUUCCUAGUCUUUCAUAUUCCUUUUUGUUAACAAGUCUGUAAAUAUUUACACAUUUUGUGUAAAUAUGGUGCACAAAAUGAAUAUAAUUUUCAGUUUCUACCUUGCUUUCUAAAUAUAUGUUUUGGAUUUUUAAUUGUAAUAUUGUAAAGAAAAAAAUAAAUUAAUAAAAAUCAAACUUUUUCAGUAUCACUCAGAAAUACAUUAAAUUAUUGAAGUAAUAUGGGCUGUGAACUGGGUUUCACAUUGACUGUGCUGUGUACAAAAAUACUUUUAUUAAUAGUAAAUGAAAAUAUUUUUUUUACUAUGUUAAUUAUUUAAUGUCAGGUUUUUUUUUUUGAAAUUAAUUCACUGUAAAACAUGAGAGAAAAAAACAGAAUAAACAGCAGUUAAUUAUA